Molecule: messenger RNA, 558 nt
Organism: Symbiodinium sp. CCMP2456
Lineage: Eukaryota; Dinophyceae; Suessiales; Symbiodiniaceae
Source: the annotation of a GenBank genome assembly
AUGGCAGAUGCAUUCAAGCUGGAACAGCCAAAGGAGGCACCCGCGCUAACGAAGGCGCGCCAAAGGCGCACUGACUUGCGCCGACGAGUGGAUGCUGCGGUGACGACCAUGAUGGAAGGAUAUGCGGCUGCUGUGGAGGCUUGCAAGGUUGGAUCUUCGAGCGAGCGGGCCGUGAACGCCUACGUCCAGUCCACCUAUGAGGCUGCCAUGGCCCGGGCGGCAGAUGAGCUUCGCAGAAUCGGUGGCGAGCUCGCGUUGGCUCGGAGCGCUGAGGAGCGGCGUCUAGACCGCUUGCAGAGCUACCGGGAGGAGCUAGAAGAUGAGCUGAAGGCAGUCGAGGAGAAUGUCAACAGAGUAUCGAGGACGAAUCAGGCAGCUUGGCUUCUGACCAGUGCCCCGGACACCCCCGAGAAACUUGCAGAGGAAACUUGGGCCAGGCGGCGGCGGAGGCCCGACGUCGGGGCACAGCCAGGGUCGAAGCGUUUGCAGCUUCCCUGGAGUGAAGGAGUGUUCCGGCAAGGUGGCAAUGCAGUUCUUGAGGGCAAAGGACCUUUCUGA